This is a messenger RNA of Vigna radiata var. radiata (mung bean), 960 nucleotides long. RefSeq names its product dnaJ homolog subfamily B member 6. NCBI's taxonomy places the organism in Eukaryota, Viridiplantae, Streptophyta, Magnoliopsida, Fabales, Fabaceae. The record is from RefSeq and is a predicted model, not a curated record. The transcript is spliced from 6 exons. The coding region runs from base 217 to 786 and encodes 189 amino acids.
AGUGUUUCUGGAGAGUUCUAAGGUGGGUGAACUGUUUUUGUUUAUGUUUUCCUCUUUCUUCCUAAUAAAAAUGUGAAGAGGUUCCUUGAUGCAUUCAUGGCUUCCAAUAUUAAAAGUAAUGAAUGCAUAAAUAAAUAAAAAAAAUUAAAAAUAUUUGGUUUUGAUUUGAUUUGAUAAGUUGGGUAGAAAGAAACCGAGUUUGAAUUGAUUGAAGAAAUGGCGAAGGAAGGAGAGAAAUGCAGUGAGGAGUUGUAUAAGGUUCUGGGCAUAGAAAAGGAGUGUAGCCCAAUUGAGCUCAAGAAAGCCUAUAAGAAACUUGCCCUGAGAUGGCACCCAGACCGUUGUUCAGGGAGCCGCGAGGAAGAAGGAAAGGAGAAGUUCCAGGCAAUCCAGCACGCCUAUUCUGUCUUAUCGGACGCCAACACAAGGUUACUGUACGACAUAGGUGUCUAUGACAGCGAUGACGACCAAACCGGCAUGGGUGAUUUCUUGAAUGAAAUGGCCACAAUGAUGACUCAAUCAAAACCCAUUGAAAAUGGGGAGGAGAGUUUUGAGGAGUUCCAACAGCUCUUUGAAGAAAUGUUUCAAGCCACUGCACCUGCUUCACCUACGUACAUCAUGACUAAUGGUGAAGGUUCUAGAUCAAAUAAAAGUAAUUCCACUGAAAUUAAUUUUGGAAAGACAGACAAUACAUCUGAACUCAAUUCCAGUGACCAGAACUUCUGUUUAGGGGGAGGUGGAGAAGCUCCAAGAUAUGGAGAAGGGAAUUCCAUGAGGAGGAGGUAGCACCGUAUCUUGGUGUCUGUGAUGAUCAUCAUGUUUCCUCUAUGCUGUUCUAUCGUUUUUAUUAUUCUAAGCAUUGUUGUAAGGUUAAAUCGCUGUUUUUAUUCGAAAUAUAUGUCCUAUGUUAUGUUUACAUUCAAAUCAAACAAUCUUAUCUAUAUUCAAUUUCUCUUAUUU